AUGGUUGUCUGUGGUGCAGGAAAUAUAACUUCACUGGCACUUUUCCUGUCACCGAUGAAAACAUUCUGGGGGAUAUACAAGCUUAAAUCUACCCAAGAGUUUUCAGGACUUCCAUAUGUGUGUACCUUGUUCAACUGCUGUCUUUGGCUACUCUACGGAGCCCCAUUUGUUAAACCUCACAGCAUUUUGCUUCUCACGAUCAAUGGUGCAGGCUUUGUUUUGGAGAUAUUUUAUAUGUUGUCCUUUCUGACAUUUGCCCUCAAACAGAAGAAGGUAAAAAUUAUCCGGUUGGCCAUUGCAAUGACGGUGGCUUUUGUCAUGGUGGUUGUGGUUACUAUUUAUGCGCUGCACACAUACAAUGUCAGACAGUUACUUGUUGGCACUUUAGGUGUCAUCCUUUCCAUUGUUGCGGAUGCCUCCCCAUUAUCUGUAGUGGGAGAUGUUAUCAGAACCAAAAGUGUUAAGUACAUGCCAUUUUUAGUCUCACUAUUCACUACUCUAAAUGCGCUUGUCUGGUCUGCAUAUUCUAUAAUCGCCAAGGACAUCUUUAUAGCUGUGCCCAAUGGUAUUGGUUUCCUUUUAGGAGUAAUUCAGCUCGUUGUUUACCUCAUUUACAGAAGCUCAGAGCCUGUUUUACGUGUAUCUACUGAGCUUCAAAAACUUCCUGAAAUAGAAAUGAUAGAUGAUGCAUUUGAUCUUCCCAUGGCUGCAGCGAAUCUUGUAAUUGAUGAUCAAGUUUAA
Cryptomeria japonica (Japanese cedar) is the source of this 741-nucleotide messenger RNA. Its product is annotated as bidirectional sugar transporter SWEET1a-like. Gene Ontology annotation, biological process: carbohydrate transport. The coding region runs from base 1 to 741 and encodes 246 amino acids. NCBI's taxonomy places the organism in Eukaryota, Viridiplantae, Streptophyta, Pinopsida, Cupressales, Cupressaceae. Gene Ontology annotation, molecular function: sugar transmembrane transporter activity. The transcript has 5 exons. The record is from RefSeq and is a predicted model, not a curated record. Gene Ontology annotation, cellular component: membrane.